AAACUUCUGACGAUGGGCCUGCAUACGAAUUAUAGCAGACCUAUAUAAGUAACUAUUAUUGCAUUUAAAAAUUAUUGUUAAAGCUACUAACCAACCAGAAACAUGGCAGUUAAAUAUAUAAUCCUUGCUGUACUCAUUGUAUCUGCCAGUGCCUAUGAACAUCACCAACAUCAUGACCAAGCUCCAGCUGCUCAGUCGUACGUUGCCUACAGUACACUUAUCCAAACACAUGCUGCACCUGUAGUUUACUCUGCUCCAGUUGCCUAUACUAAUGCUGCUCCAGUUGUUCAAUCGUACGCUGCUCCUUCUGAUUUUGCUUAUACUUCUCUACCUGAAACAGUUGUAGCUGCAGAUAAUUCUGCUUAUACUGCACCGAAUUCUCGUGCAGUUUCUGGAUCUCUUGGACACGGAGCUUCAUUACUUCAAGUAUAUUCAUCCCCUUUGGUUUCUAGCUAUACUGCUGAUCUCCACAAUGGAUUAAAUGCUGUUGUUCCAAAUGAACAUGCUGCGGCCACAGCUGUACCCAAUUUUGUCUCUCCUGUCGCCUAUGCAGCUCCAGCAGCUUAUUCCACUUACUCUGCACAAGUAUCUAAUGGUGCUCCCGUUGCUUCUAACCACGGAGCUUCCGGUAUUCAAAGAUAUUCAGCUCCUUUGGUUUCUAGUUAUACUAUUGAUCACCAAAAUGGAUUUAAUGGAUUUAGAGCUGGUGAUAACAACGAACAUAUCGCAGCCCCAGCUAUACCCAAUGAUGUUGCUCCUGCCGUUUAUGCUGUUCCAGUAGCUAAUACCGCAUAUGCUGCACCAUCAUCCCAUUCUGCUGCUGUUGCUCCCGUGUUUGGAGCUGUAAGUGUUUAAGAAUAUAAAGCUCCUUGUCACGUAGCUAUAGUAGACUAUUUGAAUAUUGCUGAUAUUGUAGAUAUGGUGAUUAUAACAAUGUACAUAUAAUAAAAUAGUCAAAAAUAAA
Messenger RNA from Diabrotica virgifera virgifera (western corn rootworm), 964 nucleotides. Its product is annotated as cuticle protein 18.6-like. Lineage: Eukaryota; Metazoa; Arthropoda; Insecta; Coleoptera; Chrysomelidae. The record is from RefSeq and is a predicted model, not a curated record. The coding region runs from base 103 to 855 and encodes 250 amino acids. The transcript is spliced from 2 exons.